This is a messenger RNA of Symsagittifera roscoffensis, 1512 nucleotides long. Its product is annotated as AP-1 complex subunit mu-1-like. NCBI's taxonomy places the organism in Eukaryota, Metazoa, Xenacoelomorpha, Acoela, Convolutidae. The transcript is spliced from 9 exons. Gene Ontology annotation, molecular function: clathrin-cargo adaptor activity. Gene Ontology annotation, cellular component: clathrin adaptor complex; clathrin-coated vesicle. The record is from RefSeq and is a predicted model, not a curated record. Gene Ontology annotation, biological process: vesicle-mediated transport; intracellular protein transport. The coding region runs from base 21 to 1289 and encodes 422 amino acids.
AACUUAUUAAAUAGAUUUCGAUGUCUUUUUCUGCUCUGUUUAUCCUCGACGUCAAAGGAAAGCCGUUGAUGUCAAGGGACUACAAAGGUGAUAUUCCAUCAAACUGUAUUGAUAAAUUCAUGCACGUUGUUCUUGAGAAAGAAGACGAAGGCAGCGUAUCUCCUAUUUUGAAACUGGAAGACAUCACCUACAUGUACAUCAAACACAGCAAUCUUUACCUUGUCGCUGUUGGCAAAAACAAUCCAAACGCAUCGCUUGUCUUUGCAUUCCUCCACAAACUAGUUCGGGUGUUCCAAGAAUACUUUAAAGAACUGGAAGAGGAAAGUGUUCGAGAUAACUUCGUGGUUGUGUAUGAAUUGCUGGACGAAAUAGUGGACUUCGGGUAUCCACAGUUCACAGACUCCAAGAUUCUGCAAGAGUACAUCACACAGGAGGGCCAGAAGUUGGACCUGGCCCCCAGACCACCACCAGCAGUCACCAAUGCAGUGUCGUGGCGUCUAGAAGGAGUCAAAUACAGAAAGAAUGAAGUAUUCUUGGAUGUCAUUGAAUCCGUCAACCUACUGGUGAAUGCGUCUGGGACUGUUCUGAGAAGUGAAAUAGUUGGUGCAAUCAGGAUGCGCGUGUUUCUCAGUGGCAUGCCCGAGCUAAGGCUCGGUUUAAAUGAUAAAGUGCUGUUCGAAAACACAGGAAGGGCGAGAAACAAGGCUGUGGAGCUGGAGGAUGUCAAAUUCCACCAAUGUGUUCGUCUGUCCAGAUUCGACAACGACAGAACCAUCUCAUUCGUCCCACCCGACGGAGAAUUUGAGCUCAUGUCAUAUCGUCUUAACACACAAGUGAAGCCUCUGAUUUGGAUUGAAUCAGUGAUCGAGCGACAUAGUCACAGCAGAGUGGAAUACAUGAUCAAAGCUAAGUCACAAUUCAAGAGACGGUCCACGGCGAACCACGUUGAGAUAGUGGUGCCAGUGCCGAGUGACGCCGAUUCGCCCAAGUUCAAGACGUCAGUCGGCUCAGUCAAAUACAUCCCCGAAGACAGCACUGUAGUCUGGUACAUUAAGAGCUUCCCAGGCGGCAAAGAGUUCCUUAUGAGAGCCCACUUCAAUCUGCCCAGUGUGGAGGCGGAUGAAGACGAGGGCAGACCCCCGAUCCACGUGAAGUUCGAGAUCCCCUACUUCACCACUUCCGGCAUCCAAGUGCGCUAUCUGAAGAUCAUCGAGAAGAGUGGUUACCAAGCACUGCCAUGGGUACGCUACAUCACCCAAAACGGAGACUAUCAAGUGCGGACGAAUUGACUAGAAUUGGAAAAGGGGUGGCCAGUGGAGACUACAAACCCCUUUCGUGAUGAACAAACAGAAUGGACUGUUAAGUCUAAAAUCCCCAGUUCAAACUUUCCCUCGACAUCUUUAUUUGAAUCAGAUCAACCGGUUGUAACUUAAACGUAUUAUAUGUAUAAAUUUUUUGAAAAUAGGUUUGAAUAUUUGACGCUAUUUAAAUUUAAUGUAUAUUUAAGUGUUA